Messenger RNA from Sphaeramia orbicularis (orbiculate cardinalfish), 2735 nucleotides. Its product is annotated as apoptosis facilitator Bcl-2-like protein 14. Gene Ontology annotation, biological process: regulation of extrinsic apoptotic signaling pathway. The record is from RefSeq and is a predicted model, not a curated record. The transcript is spliced from 7 exons. NCBI's taxonomy places the organism in Eukaryota, Metazoa, Chordata, Actinopteri, Kurtiformes, Apogonidae. The coding region runs from base 137 to 1024 and encodes 295 amino acids.
ACGUAAGAGGCGUGUAGUAUAUGAAUGAGUCCAAUCACAGUUGAUGUGAGGAGCUGACAUCCACAGUGGAGCUACAGGAAAGAGAUUCACGACCCACUUUGUGCUAUUGUAGUGUUUUGGACCUUUUAACCUAAACAUGGAGAACGGCCAUGUGGAAAUCCACGAACCCUUCUCUGGGUGCAAUGGAUUCAGCAGCAACACGGACUGUGAUGCAAAACCUACUGACCUAUCUGACCCAGAGAGCACAGAGGACACGGUGGAGUUCAAGAUCCUUAUGGCCUACGCAAAGAGGAGAAGGCAGGGGGAGGAUACGGAGUUGACUACGAAGGGCAGUCCAGACACACUGAAUGGAAACCAAGACUCACAUGGAACACCCUCACCUCAGACACCAGACAAGACUGAAGAGGUGACAGAAAAGAAGAAAAAGAAGAAGAGGGGUCUCAAGCGUCUCUCCAAAAUAUGUACAUGUUUUAAACCUCAGAUAAAAGAGGAUGAACCGUACAGGAGAAGUGAUAACCGCCAUGAUGUUGAAGACCGAUGUCUAGGUGAGGAUAAAACAGAGCAGCAGUUGGAAGCAGUAGCGAAUAGACUCACAAAGAUCUCAGAUGGAAUCCCAUUUGUUCAUCCUGAAGUGGAGGCAGAUGCACCAAAUGAUGAUGUGGAGAAGGUGAUCGGUCUGCUGCUGAGGGAUGCUGGAGACAAACUGAACGAGAGGGAUCUGAAAGAUGCUGCACAACUUCUGGUAAACUACAGUUUUUUUGAGAAGGUUGUAAUGACCUUCCUUCAAACGUUGGGCCUCUGGACGUCAAACACUGAAGGUCUGGGACCAAAAACAUCUGCCAAGAGACAAUUUGCUGUGACCUGUGAGGUCACCCGUCGUCUGUCGGUGCUGCAGACGCUGCCAACCAACCGACUGCUGGGCCACGGUGCCCGAUACCUGCAGACUCACUACUCCUCCUGGGCUGAGCAGCAGGGUGGAUACGACACAGUCUUUGACAGUGAAGAUGAGGAUGACGUCCAAUGAACCUGUGGUUUCCAGCCCCACAGCGCCCCCUGCAGCUGCCUCUCUCUAACUUAAGGGGCUGUCGGCCUGAUGCUUUGUCAGGUCAGCCUGGACCCACACAGUGAACAUCUGUGUUAAUGUGGAUACUCUUAAAGACAGUGACGGAUGAGAGACACCAGACAGAGACGUCACAUUCUGCCAUGAACUCUGAAUGAAUAAGUUACACUGUAACUGUAACACAUAAAGUUAGAUUUAGAUUGCACUUCAGAUAUUUUUGUUCCAGGGUGCAUAUUUUUCUUACUACACCAAAGAAGAAACUGCUAAUGUGCCAUUAAUAACCUUUAUGUGUUUAAAGUAUAUUUCUCAGGGUUAUGUUGUUAAAAUCAGCAAUAUUUUUGAGUGUACAAAUUUUUCUGAUGAGUUAUUUUCAGCACUUUGCACUUUGUGACAGAAACAGGGAACUUUUUCUUUACAAUUCAUGUAUUUAUGAGAUGUUUAAAAGUCAUUGAGAACAAAUGUAAUUGUUGCUUACGUUAUUCAUUGAACUGUUUUAUUGCAAUUUUUGAUGGUAUGAUGAAAAUACAUAUUUUGGCAACAAACCUUUUUGUUUACAAUCUGAAUAUGUUAAUUUUGUGUUUACUAUCGGGCUUUAGAAAUAGUUAUUAGACGGCUGGUGAUUUUCUGUGUGGAAGCAGAACAGCCCAUCUUUUUGACAUUAUUAUUUUUAUUGUUAUUAAUAUUAUUUUAAUCUUCAUUGUCCAUUGUGUUAUGUGUUAUCUAUUAACAAAAAUACAACUUGAUUUGUAACGCAAAUAUGUCAUGUGUCCUUUACCAGAUUUUUGCAUCACAUUUGCACACAUUGAAAACUCUGAAUCUUUUUACACAACACAUUUAUGUUGAAUUUUCACUACAUUAUCACAAUGGUCCAAUAAUUAUUUCCAAAGCAGUAGAUACAUUUUUGUGUUUUUGAUCUCUGUAUGAGGUUCUUUUGUGUUGAGUUUCUGUUGGACUGUGGUUUAUAAUCCAUAAUAAUAGCUGACACUGGCCCUGUGUUCACUCAUACAUAUAAUAGUACAACCUCUAAUUUUAAAAUGUUGGGACUCUGUUAAAUCUAAUUAAAACAUGAUGCUAUAAUAUGCAAAUCUCAUAAACUCCUAAUUUAUUUACAAUAGAACAGAAAAUAUAGCAAAUGUUUACUGAGAAAAGGUACCAUUUCAUGAAAAAAAGGUAAUUUUGACUUUAAUGGUAGUAACAUAUCUAAAAAGUUGGGAUGGAGGCAAAAAUAAGGUUCUAAAUGUAAUGAACGGGAGGGACAUUGUGUAACUGAUUACAGGACAUGACGGGGUCUAAACACAGCAUCUUACAGAGGCAGAGGUUCACCAUAUGUCACAAUAAUGUUUCUCAAUGUAAAGUUGUGCAGACUUUGAAUAUCACACCACUUAAUAAACAAUAAAAAGAUCCAGAAUAUCUGAAAAAAUCUGUCAGCAAGAGACAAAGCCGAAAAUCAGUGCUGAAUGACUGUCAUCAUCAGGUUCUCAGGCAGCACUGCAUUAAAAACCAGGAGUGAUUCUGUUACGGAAAGCACUGCAUGGGCUCAAAACACCUCCAGAAAUCACAACAAAGUUCACUGUGCCAUCCACAAAUGCAGGUUAAAGCACAAUCAUACAAGCCCAAAACUGGACAAAACUGUAAAAUGAUGAGUAAAUGUUUGGAGAUGUGUUACCACCAAAUU